Molecule: messenger RNA, 2959 nt
Organism: Spinacia oleracea (spinach)
Lineage: Eukaryota; Viridiplantae; Streptophyta; Magnoliopsida; Caryophyllales; Amaranthaceae
Product: protein phosphatase 2C 50
Exons: 4
Coding region: 883-2544 (553 amino acids)
Biological process (GO): protein dephosphorylation
Molecular function (GO): protein serine/threonine phosphatase activity; cation binding
Source: RefSeq, a predicted model, not a curated record
UCCCUUCAGCUGUUUUAAACUGGUAAGCAACUCUGUCGCUUCAUCUUCUUGCUCCCCUUUUUUGUUAUUUAUUCUAAUUUAAUGGUACUUUUUUUUGGGUUAAUGUAUUUGAUUUUCUUGAAGUUUAAUGGUAAUUAAGUUGAAUUUCCUUAAUUUUAUUUUCUGGGGUAGAUUAAUUUCGUGAUUUGGUUAAGUUGAAAGGUACAGAAGAUUGAAGGGUGCACACAGAUUGCCUCAGAUCUGGGUAACAUACAGUGGACUUUUAUAAUUUAGGAAAAAGGGCAUUCUUGUGAUUAUUAUUGUUUUUUUGCUAUAUAUUUUUGUUUGUUAUUUUCCAUGACCCUUUGCCUUUUGGAUUAAUGAAAUAAAUAAAUUUUCUUGUUGGGUUUCUUCCAAAUUCAGAAAAUCAAUAAUUUAAGCCUUUUUUUUUGUUUUCCUGGGUUUGAUUUGGUUGAUGAAGGUUAGUUGUAAUUUUGUAAAGAAACAGUGUUUAGAUUGACUAGCUUUCAGAGUUUUCUUUGUUUUAUGAACUGGAAUUAGGGAUUUUCAGCAUAAAUAGACAAGAUUGAAGUAGAAAUCGAUGCCUAUUUAUUGAUGCUCAACUGAUCAGAUUCUUGUUUUGUUCUUUGUUGUUGGUUGUUUAUCUGGGAAUUGAAGCUCAUAAUUGGUUGUUUGAGCUGUAAUCUUUCCUGGGGAGUAGAGAAAGGGAGAAGAAGAGGUGAUUUUGAUAAGAUUUAGGUAGUUUUUGUCUUGGUUGUUGAGUGAUUAAGGACUUGAUUAGGCACCAGAUUCCUUGUGAUCAACACUCAUGAGUUUAUACAGAAGUGGGUAGACUGUAGACAGGUGAAUUCGUACUAAUUCGUAUUAAUUGGUAUGUGAUUGAUGGAGUUUGUAGAGGAGAUUCAGAAAAGAGUUAGUAUGCCAAUAAUGAUUGGCAAUCUUGUUAGCGAGGAAAAGGCUAUUAGUUCACCUCUGCAACUUGCCGGGCUUGUGCUGAAAUCAAAGUCUUAUAAGCCUGAAACAAACGCAAUCUUUGUGCCCAGAUCAACUACUGGGAAUAAGGUUGUUGUUGAUUGCAAUGAUCUGCCUGCCAAAGUUAGUGAAUCUGUAGAAUCAUUUUCUGUUAAGAAUGACGAGGAAGUGCCUGAAUCAUUGAGUUCUGGUGUUUCUUAUGAAAUCACUGGUCAGGAAAUCGGGGAGGAAGAUUUUGUAUCCUGCGCAUCUUUGGCUAGUGAAAACAGCAGUAAUAAUGGCGAGGAAUUCCUAGUUUUAGAGUCUAAUUCUGAUGCAAAUUCCAGUGAUACAGAGAAGAACACCCAAUCAGUUCUUCCUCAAAAGCCUAAUACCAUGGGAUCAGUUUCUAUGCCAAAUCCUGUUAGAGACGUGUUUGCAGUUGCGGAAGAUCUUGAUGUGGAUGGACGUGAUCGGAAAUCGACGAUGGGUCUUCUUGAACCAUCGCAUGAAAAAAUCGUCAGAGCAAUGAGUAGCCAUUGCGGGUUUGAAACGGGUUCUGUGCCUCUGUGGGGUUUCACAUCUAUAUGUGGGAGGAGACCGGAGAUGGAAGAUGCUCUAGCUGUUAUACCAUGUUUCCAGAAGCUUCCAAUGAAAAUUAUGGGUGAGGACCAGAUAUUGAAUGGAAUGAGUCAAAGUUUGAGUCAGACUGCACAUUUCUAUGCUGUUUAUGAUGGACAUGGAGGUUCUCAGGUUGCUAACUAUUGCCGUGAUCGUCUCCAUGUUGAAUUGGCUGAAGAGAUAGAAAUUAUGAAGAGGGGUACCCAAAAUGGAAGUUUUCUAGAUAACUCGGGGGUGCAGUGGGAAAAAGCAUUUUCCCGUACUUUUCAUAAAAUUGAUGCCGAGGUUGGAGGAGUUCGUCAAGCCCAUGCUGGGGGAAAUGAUGAUGUCUCUGAGACUAGUCUUGAACCUAUCGCACCCGAGACUGUUGGGUCGACAGCUAUUGUGGCUGUUGUUUGCUCAACACAUAUCCUAGUAGCUAAUUGUGGUGAUUCAAGGGCAGUUCUCUGUCGUGCAAAAGCACCCAUGCCUUUAUCAGUUGAUCACAAACCUGACAGAAAAGAUGAACUAGAUAGGAUAGAAGCUGCAGAUGGGAAGGUCAUACAGUGGAAUGGCUACCGUGUGUUUGGUGUUCUUGCAAUGUCAAGAUCUAUUGGGGAUAGGUAUCUAAAGCCAUGGAUCAUUCCCGAUCCAGAAGUAAUGGUUAUUCCAAGGUCAAAGGACGACGAUUGCCUCAUUUUAGCUAGUGACGGUUUAUGGGAUGUGCUGACGAAUGAAGAAGUCUGUGAAGCAGCACGGAGGCGAAUAUUGUUGUGGCAUAAAAAGAACGGAGGCGGCGGUGGCGGCAGCAGCGGCAGCAGUAGCAGCGGCAGCAUGAUGCCAUCCCUGGAACGGGGAAAGAGUGUUGAUCAAGCUUCCCAAGCUGCAGCCGAUUACCUCGCCAAGCUCGCUCUACAAAAGGGUAGCAAAGAUAACAUCACCGUUAUCGUGGUGGAUUUGAAACCUCAUAGGAAGCUGAAAUGCAAAACUUAAAGAAAGGUAAUACAGUAAUACCACCCUAUUUGAGAGUGGUGUUAUUCAUAUAAGUAUAUUUUUUAAUCUUUUUUUUUUAUAUUUUUUUUUUACUCCGUAAGUCUUAGAUUCGAGGUUUUUUUUACUCUUUUGUUCUUUGUUUUAGACAUGAUAUAGAAAUUUACCGUGGGUAACAAAGUAGCUCCGUAUAGUUUUUGCAAGGGGCUGCUGCAAUAGCAUGAUGAUGAUGUAUAUAUGUUAUGUAUGCGCAGUUUAGUGAAGUGGAUUGACAUAAAAUGUCAUGAACACGUUAAUAGUUUGAUAAAUUAGCUCAAAAGUGGUCAAUAAAUUUGUGCAUUUUCUUUGUUUAGGUGGUUGAUUGAAACAUUGUAAUUUGAGGAAGUUGUAAUAUGUAUCGAGAAUGUAUUAUGCUUUA